Molecule: messenger RNA, 3099 nt
Organism: Nilaparvata lugens (brown planthopper)
Lineage: Eukaryota; Metazoa; Arthropoda; Insecta; Hemiptera; Delphacidae
Exons: 3
Coding region: 627-1994 (455 amino acids)
Source: RefSeq, a predicted model, not a curated record
CUAAGAAACCAUUAAUUUUACAAAAAAAUUACAAGAAUAACUUUUUCCAGUAAAUCUAAUAACGAAUCCAUUGACACCUCAUUUGUCAAGAUUGAACAAAAAAUAAGGAUAAUUUCACUCUUUGCUGUAGGCUAGACAUUUUUGUGUUGAGACUGAAAGCUGUUUGGCCUCCACAACAGUUUCUUCAGAGUAAAGUGAAAGUGGCUCAAACAGCUUUCAGUUUCUCCAAUGUGAGUGAAGUAAACAGCUUCCAGUUCCAGACUAUAAAAGCUGAUUUCUAGUCUGGAGUUAUACACUCUGUAUUCAAGGAAGCACUUGGAGGUGUAGCCUACUUAUACAGAAAACAUCUGUGCAUAUUCUUCUACCUUCCAAGUUGGAAAACAUGGAGGAACCUGUAGUUAAAGAAAACAAAAUGGAGAGAAGUCACCCUAAUGGGAAGCUAUUCUGAACCAGGACAUGAAAAUGGAGGAGUUCAAUAAUAAUUGAGGCCAGUUCAAUCCUCCACUACCAGGAUAUCACCAAGACAAAAAUUCUUGGAAUACCACACUCAUCUCCAUACAUCAUCAUAUCAUGGUAGAAAGGUAUUUCAAUAAGACUAAUUGAUAUUAAGUUUAGUUUAGUUUUUUAUGUAUAUUAAAAAACAUACAAAAAUGUAUAGGCCCAUUACAGAGAGAGGUAUAAAUGGAAACUGUUUGCGUUUUAGAUGGGAUAAGUUUGAAAUUAUUGAUCCUAUAUUGAUAUUUCAAAGCUUGAAACCAAUUGUACUUGAUAUAUGUUUAAGAGAAGCUGAAAAAUUUAAUUAUAAUAUAAAAUGGUAUGUUGCACUCAAAUUAAAGCUAAAGAAAUUAGUUGCAGAUCAUGAAAUGGAUACUACACCAACAUUUCAUGGGAUAGCACGAACAAUUCUACAAAUUCAAGAUAACAUAAAUGAGUUUAGUGUUCAAUGGGAUGAAGCAGAAGGUAUUAUAUGGAAUAAAAUAGAUAAAUUCAUACAAUAUGGUAGUGGUUGGGUGAUUAAUUCAAUUGAAUGUUUCGAUUUGAAUAUUGUUUGCUACAAACCAAUAUAUUCAGGAACAUAUGUGCCAACUCCCAAAAAGCUUGAUAAUAAGAAAUCAACUAUUAAUAUAAAAAAUGAGGAUCAAAGGUGCUUCUUAUGGUCAGUACUAGCUUACUUCAAUCAAGACCAAAAACACAAUAGAGUAAGAGAUUUAAAAAAAUACUCACAUUCAGUUAAUGUUGGGGAUUUGGAAUUCCCUCUAAAAAUAGAAGACAUUCCAAAAUUUGAGAGUUUGAAUGUAGAUAUUUGUAUAAAUGUCUAUGAUUAUAUAGAAGAGUGUGACACUAUCUCCCCAAUCUAUGUAUCUAAAUAUCAAAGUAGAUUGCAUAAAAUAAAUUUAAUCUUGCUAGAGGAUAAACAUUUCAUUUAUAUAAGGAAUCUUUCAAGACUCACUCUUGCAAAUGUGGCUAGUUCAUACAUUCCAACCCCCAAAAAACUUGCUAAUAGGAAAUCAACUAUUAAUAUAAAAAAUGAAGAUCAGAAAUCAUUCUUAUGGUCAGUACUAUCAUUCUUCAAUGAAGAUCAAAAACACAAUAGAGUAACAGACCUACAAAAAUACUCACAUUUAGUUAAUGUUGGGGAUUUGGAAUUCCCUGUAAAAAUAGAAGACAUACAAAAAUUUGAGAGUUUCAAUGAAGAUAUUUGUAUAAAUAUUUAUAAUUAUGCAGAAGAGAGUGACACCAUCUCCCCACUCUAUGUAUCUAAAUAUCAAAAUAGAUUGCAUAAAAUAAAUUUAAUCUUGCUAGAGGAUAAACAUUUCAUUUAUAUAAGGAAUCUUUCAAGACUCACUCUUGCAAAUGCAGCUAGUUCAUACAUUCCAACCCCCAAAAAACUUGCUAAUAAGAAAUCAACUAUUAAUAUAAAAAAUGAAGAUCAGAAAUCAUUCUUAUGGUCAGUACUAUCAUUCUUCAAUGAAGAUCAAAAAACAAUAGAGUAACAGACCUACAAAAAUACUCACAUUUAGUUAAUGUUGGGGAUUUGGAAUUCCCUGUAAAAAUAGAAGACAUACAAAAAUUUGAGAGUUUCAAUGAAGAUAUUUGUAUAAAUAUUUAUAAUUAUGUAGAAGAGAGUGACACUAUCUCCCCACUCUAUGUAUCUAAAUAUCAAAGUAGAUUGCAUAAAAUAAAUUUAAUCUUGCUACAGGAUAAACAUUUCAUUUAUAUAAGGAAUCUUUCAAGACUCACUCUUGCAAAUGCAGCUAGUUCAUACAUUCCAACCCCCAAAAAACUUGCUAAUAAGAAAUCAACUAUUAAUAUAAAAAAUGAAGAUCAGAAAUCAUUCUUAUGGUCAGUACUAUCAUUCUUCAAUGAAGAUCAAAAACACAAUAGAGUAACAGACCUACAAAAAUACUCACAUCUAGUUAAUGUUGGGGAUUUGGAAUUCCCUGUAAAAAUAGAAAAAAUUCCAAAAUUUGAGAGUUUCAAUGAAGAUAUUUGUAUUAAUGUGUUGAGUUAUGAGGAUGAGAAGGAUAUUAUAUAUCCCAUAUUUACAUCUAAGAAUAGGGGAAGGAAGCAUACAAUAACUCUUCUUUUCCUAAAAAAACAACAUUAUAUUCUAGUGAAGAAUUUAUCAAGAUUGUUGUCUGAUCAAACAGAACAUCAUGGAAAAGUCGAGAUAUGUCCCUAUUGUUUGCAUAGAUUCACAAAGAAAAAUGCUCUUGCUAAUUUAGAAAAACAUCUAGAAUUAUGUUCAUUGAAUAAAUGUCAAAGAGUUAGAAUGCCACAAGAGGGGGAGAUAUUGAAAUUCUCGAAUUAUAGUUACACUCUCAAAGUUCCAUACAUUAUAUAUGCAGAUUUUGAAUGUAUGAUUAUUGAUAAUAUUCACAAACCUUGUGGUUAUGGUUAUUUGAUAAUAGAUGAAGAGGGGGAGAUAUAUUAUGGUCCAAAAAUUGUUAGGGCCAAUAGCUUGGAGGAAUCUGAGAAAUUGAUUGAUAAUUUCAUAGAUGAAUUAGAAACACAUAGUGUUAUAUUGAAAAAGAAAUUGCAAACUAUUAUUGAUAUGAAUUUCACUACAGAAGAUGAAAAGACAUAUUUACAACAAAA